This is a messenger RNA of Paramormyrops kingsleyae, 1326 nucleotides long. It is a transcript of the gene smpx, whose product is annotated as small muscle protein X-linked. NCBI's taxonomy places the organism in Eukaryota, Metazoa, Chordata, Actinopteri, Osteoglossiformes, Mormyridae. The record is from RefSeq and is a predicted model, not a curated record. Gene Ontology annotation, cellular component: muscle tendon junction; M band; costamere.
UGACAGAGCCACCCCCCUUCCCCCGCAGUAGCAGGGCCCACAGCUCAGUGGGACAGCACUAACAUUGACACAAGCCCGGUGUGCUACCACUUCCGCCGCUCCACUUGUCCACAUCACCGCAGCAACUCCGUCACGUCGUGUCAGGGCUGGCAGAGGAUAAAGUAUCUCGCAUACAAGAUGUCCAAGCAGCCGUCGUCCAACGUGAAGGCUCUUCAGGCUAAUCUCAACAUCCCCAUGGGAGCGCUGCGACCUGGAGCAGGACACCCAAUCAAGAGGAGAGAGGAGUCUGAAGACCUGGAGGAGGUGACACCUGUGGCCAGUGAGGAGAAGAAGCAUCUUCCUGGAGCUUUCAAGCUGCCUGGACCAGCAGUGAACCUGUCUGAGAUCCAGAAUGUCAAGAGCGAGUUGAGAUGGGUGACUAAGGAGUAGGCGAAGGAAGAGGCCAGUAAACCAGCCAUCAAACCCACAGAUUCACCCAGAAAUGUUUGUGCUUGUAGGAAACUCAGCAGCAUCAAUGUCAAACUAGGAAACAUAUAUCUAAAUGAGGGACUGACAGGUCACAGCUUCACCUUCCCCCACAGAGACUGAAAGACAGGCCCAGCCACAUGCCUUAGGGGCCAGCUGGGACGGCGACCCGGCGUUGGGGCACUUAGAGGUGGCGCCCCCUGGCUCCCUGCACUCCUCUCACCUUGGCGUGCACUGAGCUCUCUCUCGUCAUUGUGUUGUUUCUCUCUGGGGGUGGCGGGGGGGUCGGCCAGUAGCGGGCCAGUUCCAGAAGUAUCUGCAAUAGACUGCAAUGUUGACCACUUUCAAUGUGGGAUCCCAGCAAGGAGGGGCCAGUGUGGGCCCUGGCUGCCCCACUUUCUGUCACUAGCUCUUCUCUCUGCCCCACCUCCUGUCCCUAGCUCUCCUCUCCAUCCCACUUCCUCUCGCUUGCGCUCCUCAAUAUCACUGGCUCUUCUCCUCCUAUUUCUGCUUUUCCUGCCCUGGUGUACCUGGAUCCGCAGGAGUGAGUAUGAUUUGUCAGAAGCACGUGGGACGUCGUUGCACUGCCUUAUGGGUCAUAUCCCUGCACAGGAAGUGUAGAGUGAGCAGUGGCCGUGGUGUCAGGCUGAGCCUGUCCUCUCCAGCUGCAUUCGGUACUCAGAGUCACACCGUCUCUGCUGUUCCUGCUCCGUGCUCCAGUACAGUUGGCUCCUGCUCACCUGCCGCCCCCGAUCUCCCAGCAUCCCCUGCCCCUCAACUGCUGCCCCGCCCACAUGAUCAGAGGCCUGUAGUUCUAUUUGUUUCUUUUGACUGUAUGAAUAAAGCACAGUGAACACAUUG